This is a messenger RNA of Colletotrichum higginsianum IMI 349063, 1380 nucleotides long. Its product is annotated as MFS transporter. The record is from RefSeq and is a predicted model, not a curated record. The transcript has 2 exons. Gene Ontology annotation, cellular component: membrane. Gene Ontology annotation, biological process: transmembrane transport. NCBI's taxonomy places the organism in Eukaryota, Fungi, Ascomycota, Sordariomycetes, Glomerellales, Glomerellaceae. Gene Ontology annotation, molecular function: transmembrane transporter activity. The coding region runs from base 1 to 1380 and encodes 459 amino acids.
AUGGCACGUCGUUCAGCAGCAGACCCAACAUCCGGCAACGCGACGGAGGCGGCGCCGCUGUUGGGCACAUCUUUCGAGGAAGAGAGUCGCCAAAGCACUUCAUCGAACCGUAUCCCUGAUUCAGAUGACGUGGGUGGCCCAGGACAGGAUAAACUAGCCUUCAGAAUGGCCGCCGCGGCCUGGUCAUUUGUUGUCUUGGGACUUUUCGUCUCGACGAUCGGCGUCACCAUUCCUCAUAUUCAGGACGACUACCGCCUCACCGAUAUCCACGUGUCUGCGAUCUUCCUCGUUGGCCCCGUUGGGUACUGUCUCGCAUCAUCGCUGAGCAAUCGCGUUCAUCUCAGAUUCGGCCAGAGAGGGAUUGCCGUGCUUGGCCCAGCAUGCCAUCUCCUCUACGCGGUCACGGGCGCGCUUCAUCCUCCAUUUCCGGUGUUCUUGCUGGCCACUGGCGUUGGGUCGCUCGGCGUAGGGCUAUUGGACGGAUCUUGGUGUGCCUGGGUCGCCGGACUUGAAAGUGCAAACACGCUAUCUGGUAUUUUGCACGGCUCUUUCUCGGUGGGAGCCGCCAUCUGUCCGUACCUUGCUGGCAUCAUGCUCUCUGCAAACGACGGACUUUGGUAUCAGUGGUUCUAUGUACUAUCCAUUGCAUCUGCCCUUGAGCUUCUUAUUUUAUGCUUGGCAUUUAGGCACGAGGACUCAAAGAGAUACCACAGCAGCAGGGGCUACUCGGCGCUCGAAACUUCCAACGACAAAGUAAACCAGCGAGAAGUCCUGAAAUACAGCGCAACGUGGGUCUACGCAGCAUACCUCCUCGCAGACGUGGGUACCGAGAGCACGGUAUCCGGCUGGGUCGUGGCUUUCAUGCUGCGCGUUCGGAAUUCCAGCACGUACGCAUCGAGUAUCUGCUCGUCGGGCUUCUGGGCAGGCAUGGCAGUCGGCCGUGUGGCUUUGGGGGUUGUAACGGACAAGCUCGGCGCCCGCCGGGCAGUCGUCUUGUACCUUGCCCUGGCGCCCGUCUUUGUUAUUCUCUUCAUGUUUGUCCGGGUUUUAUGGGUGUCGGUACUGUCCAUGUCACUGAUAGGGUUUCUGAUGGGCCCCUUGUUUCCCUCUUGCAUUGUCCAGCUCGUCCAUUUCUUGCCAAAAGAGCUUCACGUUAGCGCCGUUUCUUUUGUGGCAUCGAUUGGCCAGAUUGGCGGGGCAAUACUUCCGUACCUACUGGGAGCUAUCACGCAAGUGAUGGGUCUAUGGGUGUUCCCGUACAUGCUCUUGGCGCAGUUCUCUGCCAUGCUUCUUUUGUGGACGUUGUCGCUGAGACUUUCGAGAAACGAUGAAGUUGAAGAAGAGCCUGAAGGGGAGACUCACCGCCCCGAGCAAGACUGA